GAACAAACAGAAUCACACUCGAACGAAGACAAUCCGAACGUCUUCGUUACUUCAAACCUCUCAUUCACGACCUGACCGCCGGUACGAUCGGCCACAUCAGCAUCGCCGCAGGUGAAACACCAGGUGAAACAACGCAGUACUUCACUACAUGAUGGAGAAGGCAAAGGUGGACAUCUUGAGUGGAUUAUGGAGCCGAGGCUUAAUGUCCCAGCGCCGCCAGCCUCGCCUCCAAGCCGCAGCGCAAGAGGCGCGCAUCGCAGCCCUUGCAGAAGAGGCAGUGGAGGCUGGAAUCAAGUGGAGCCAGGCUUUAAGCUUUAUUAUGAUGCAAAGAAGGAGGACGGGAUUCGACUGGUUGAGUGGGGCGGACGAACGGCUGCUGAUAACCGCAGUUCAUGCCAUCGGCGAGCUGAUGGACCGCCGCGGCAUCAGCUUCGAGGAGACCCUGCAAAUGAUUGCGGCCAUCAGGAAUGGAGAAGGCACAGAUAGACAUCCUGAAUGGGCUGUGGAGCAGGGGUCUCAUGACCACCGAUCUCAGCCAGCCGCGGAUCGCAGCAUUGGCAGAAGAGGCGGCGGAGGCUGGGGUCACCUGGGACCAGGCGAAAAGCUUUGUUAUGAUGCAAAGAAAGAGGACGGGACUCGACAUGUGGAAUUCGGAGGAGGAACGGCUGCUGAUAAAGGCGGUUCAUUCCGUAAGUAAAAUGCGCUAGCCAUGUAUACAGAUUUGAC
This is a messenger RNA of Branchiostoma floridae (Florida lancelet), 726 nucleotides long. RefSeq lists its product as uncharacterized. The record is from RefSeq and is a predicted model, not a curated record. The coding region runs from base 149 to 697 and encodes 182 amino acids. Lineage: Eukaryota; Metazoa; Chordata; Leptocardii; Amphioxiformes; Branchiostomatidae. The transcript has 6 exons.